AACAAUCUUUUGUACUUUGCAAAAAUGAAACACUAAGUUAGCCGUCUGUUUCUGCGUUAAAAAACUGAAUUCGAAGUUUUGAAUGAACAUUCUGCUCGCAACCUUCAUUGGCUUUGGCUCAGUCAACAAGCAGAACCUUUGGCACUGCAUUUCGGUUGUUUUGCGGUUUUGCUGACCUCGAUGCGCUACAAUGGCAGCGCCUCGUUCGCAACGCACAGCUGAUAUUCAAGUUCUUAUAUUGGUACUAAACCAAUUUGGUACAUUCGGUUUCGUUUUUCCCUCUUCGAGCACGUGAUAAAAUGACUUUAGCCACAAAGGUGUUGCAGAAACUGUUGCCCCAAAAUUUGCUCAAUAUCGCUAAUUCUAAAAUACAGUUGUAAUGGGGAAGCUUAGUUCCGUUGUAAUGAUUUGGUGGAUUUUAUGGAUUGACAAUUAGCACGGACUGUUUUGUGGAUUGACAAUAUCGACGUCGGAAUGACAAUUGGGCUGUUGCACAGAUUACUUGGGGGAAACUUUUGUGAACCCCAGCUUCUAACUAUGCCAGGAGACCAGCCAAAAGAGCCUUGCCACAUAUGUGGAAAGCCCUUCACUAAAGGCGCUGGGCUCUCCAACCAUGUUAAAGCCUGCGCCAAGAAAGCACCUACACAAGCUCCUGGUUCCACGUCCUCUCCACCCGACCAACAACCCCUUCAAUCCUUUUUGGCCGGGAAGCAUUACGCCGUCCCUAAAAGAGUGCCGAAGUCUGUCCGACGCCUGUGUGCUCAGUCCCUGACAGAAGUCCUCCGUACAUGCAUCAGAGAAAACACAUCGGCGAGCUGGGCUGAUUUGCUGUUGUUUGGAUCAAGAGCCCUCUGCUUGCCCGCCACCAAAACCCUCCGCAAAGAAUCCCUGUCCUCCAUAAUACGCAAAAAUUUGUCGGAUUUGUCUCGCCAUCAACAUCCUCCACGUCAACAUGCUCCUCCACGAACUCAGCAGGGUGAGCUAUCGAGCGAGCGCAUGUCAGCCCUUGCCACAUCGAUGUUGCAGGACAACAACAUCAGACGCGCCAUUGGGCUGGUAAUGGGCGACGAUUCAGUAGCGCCAGUAAAUGCUGAAACCCUUAAAGAGCUGCGCAACAAACACCCUUGCGAACCAGCGGAUAGUUUGUAUCCCCCUCCUCCCGACCAGUCUAACGUACCGCCCUUAGUAGCACCUGCCGAAGUGCUACAAGCAGUCAUGAGCUUCCUUCGGGUUCUACCGGUGGCUUUUCGGAUCUACGCCCACAACAUCUGA
Messenger RNA from Paramacrobiotus metropolitanus, 1272 nucleotides. RefSeq lists its product as uncharacterized. The transcript is spliced from 2 exons. The record is from RefSeq and is a predicted model, not a curated record. Bases 475 to 1272 code for a protein of 265 amino acids. Lineage: Eukaryota; Metazoa; Tardigrada; Eutardigrada; Parachela; Macrobiotidae.